AUGGCCUCCAGGGUUUCUCUCUCCGGGGCCUCGUCUUCCUCGACCUCUUCGGGGCCGUCCGCCCAGCCCUCUGCUCGCGCCCCUCUCCGGUCUAUCGUCGUCGGGCCGGAGGUGCUGGGCACGGCGUUCGGCCCCAUCCUGCAAGGUGGUGCGGCGGGCCCCUCUCGGCCUACUGCGGUGGAUCCUUUCGCGUGGCGCACCAGGGCGAGCCGUCGGCCGCGCAGCCCGGCCUCCCCGUCACACCCGCCCACCUCUCGCCGGCGCCGCGGGUCGCCGGAGGUCCUGCCCACUUCGAGACCGCCCAAGACAAGCAUCCCCGCGGGUCACAUCGCGCGGGAGUGCAACAGGCCUCGGAGCUCCUCGCCGGUGGAUGUGGUCGGGCGGGACCCUCUGGCGCCGUGCCCUCCGGAGGGUUUCCCCUCCCGCGUCCUGCCGCCGCCGGGCUCCCUGCCGUUCGUGCGUGUUUUGGUGGACUCGGGCCGCUCUGCGCCUGCCCUGCCGCCGCCGCCGCCGGGUCCGCCUCCAUCUGAGGCGGUGCGGCUGUGUCGUCCGUGGUGCGAGGUGGUCCGCCCAUCUGCGGAGCGGGUGGUGGCCGGACUGGGGUUCUCCAUCCCCUUCUCGGGCCAUGCGGUCGUCGGCGCCCUGCCGCUGCAGGCGCAGGGUUGGCGCCGGUGGAAAGGUGCUUCCUUGGGGCCUCUGAGGAGCUCGCCUGCAUGGAGGCUGACCUUGCGCGCGCGGUCGUGGUGA
Molecule: messenger RNA, 747 nt
Organism: Aegilops tauschii subsp. strangulata
Lineage: Eukaryota; Viridiplantae; Streptophyta; Magnoliopsida; Poales; Poaceae
Source: RefSeq, a predicted model, not a curated record